Messenger RNA from Myripristis murdjan (pinecone soldierfish), 1746 nucleotides. RefSeq names its product regulator of G protein signaling 13a (gene rgs13a). Lineage: Eukaryota; Metazoa; Chordata; Actinopteri; Holocentriformes; Holocentridae. The record is from RefSeq and is a predicted model, not a curated record. The transcript is spliced from 5 exons. Bases 189 to 749 code for a protein of 186 amino acids.
AUGACAUUGUGACGCGACACACAGACAUCAUAUCAGCCUUGUCCUCUGCUAUAUAUGCUGAUGCUGAGCGAGUGCGCCAAACAGAUGCAGAGUGGCAGCGAAACACUUCACAACUCACUGAGAGAAAAGUCCCACACACACCCAUACACACACACACACACAGAAACCCAUGUUUCUGCAUCUUCGCCAUGCCAAGUCUAGUCACAGUAUCACCGCCAAGGGAGCCACAGCACCUCAACAUGGACGCUGAGGACAAGAAGAGGAGAAAGGCUAAGGGAGGAAACCUGAAAUCUCGAUUGCACUGCAGAUCCUCUGAGGCCUCGAACACUGAGGGGCGCUGUUUUGAGGAGAUGUCGCAGUGGUCUCACUCGCUAGAGAGGCUUCUAGCAUCAAAAUAUGGCACGAUGGUAUUUCAGGCCUUCUUGAAGUCAGAGUUCAGCGAUGAAAACAUCGAGUUUUGGCUCGUGUGUGAGGACUACAAGAAGAUCAAGUCUUCCUUCAGGAUGAGCUCCAGAGCCAAGAAGAUAUUCAAACGCUACAUAAAGGCAGAAGCUGCGAGAGAGAUUAAUAUCGAUCACAAGACGAGGGAGCUGAUUUGGUGGAAUGUGAAGGCGCCCACCACAGAGUGUUUUGACGAGGCCCAGAGGAUUGUCUACGGCCUAAUGGAGAGAGACUCGUACCCCCGUUUCCUCAGAUCCGACAUCUAUAGGACAUUACUGGACUCCACAUCGAACUCAACGAAGGUGUGAGAGAGACAAUGAGGCUGGACUGCUGUGUGUGGGGCUGGCAGGGAGCAGCUGAGGUGACUACAUUUGGGUCUUUGCUCUUCCUGGGACUGCUGUUGGAGGAUUUUUGAAGCAUGACUCCAACAAUUUACAACCUGGAUCUUUUUCUUUUUUUUUUUUUUUUUACAUCAUGCUGAUCAACCCUGACCAACUUCUAUUUUUAAUUGCUUCACUGCAGAGCAACUUAUGGUCCUCUGCUGAAAAUGGAUGCUCCAAAAAUCAGCCCUUCUUGGCUAUUACUUUGUUCAUUCUUUGCUCAGUGGCUUUGGGCUGCCUGUGUACAGUCGGGCAAAAUAAACAGUGAAAGCUGUCAGGUGAUGGGCAAAAUGUAAAUUUAAUUUAUGCAUGUCAUGCUGCUGGGUGUUUUGUGCUUGACUUUUACAGUGACCACUGAGCAGAGAGGGCAAGACUGUAAGUUGUUCCAUAGUGAAGCAACCAACAGCUGACUAUAGUCACAGUGGAUUGGUAUGAUGAAAAAUGCUGAGGAAGUUGUCUUCAAAUCAAGAAUUAGACAUGCCUGAGUUAUGCAUCAGUCAACGUAUAAAUGCUCGUCUGGGUUUUUCUUGUCUCUGAAGUUUCCUGCUCAUCCGCUGAGAAAAAGAACCUGAGUUUUGUAAACGCAAGAGACUUUGCAGAGAUGCUGAGAUUAUAUGAUUUGAUUGCUGGGGACUUUCUGUUUUAGAGUCACCAGGAAGUGUCUGUGGUGCAAACAGCUUACACACAGGACAAGACGCAAUAUGUGUGAGCUAGCAUCCGCAGUUGCUCAUUAUCGUACUGUUACUGUCACUAAAGUAGUAGAUAAGAAGUUACUAAUAGAGCUGAGGGCUAUUUCUGGGCAGAGUUAUGUCUUUAAAAACUUAGUUCAGGUUGUCAUUGCUGUGACAUUGAAAUAACUAUUACACAUUAUAACAUAUUUGUUAAAAGCUAAACAUUGAGGACAAACCACAAAAGGUUUUAAAAC